AUGGGACUGAAGAGAAGUCGAGAGUCUGAUGCUAUAACUGUUAACAGUCGGAAAAAGCAGAAGGGGUAUUUGAAGGAUUCUUCUGUUGUCAGCAACACAAAACUAAGCAAUUCAUUCGAGUCGUUAAACGCUGCCCGUGAUGGUGAUGGUGAUGAUAAUGAAGAAUAUCUGGAUUCGGAAGUUAUCUAUGACUACAAUGAUAAGAGCCGGACGGGCGACACUGAGCUUGCACUUUUAGAUAGUAGCGACAACGAAGGAGAUGACGAUGACGGUGAGGGCGACGACAACGACAACGACGACGGCGAUGAUGAUGGUGACGAAGUACAUGUUGAGGGAGAUGACAAAGAUGUCGAGAAUGACAACAACAAUGAAAACGAAUUAACCAAGAAUCAAGAUUUCAUAGAGUUUGGUUUUGCCUCCAGCGACGACGACGAAGACGGAAGCAACAUGGGAUUCGAUGACGAAGAGAGUUAUCUGGAUGACGAACCGAGCAAAGAGAAAAAACCUUCAGAGCCCAAUUGCUUGUACCCCUGGGUUAAAAACCACGAUCACUCCCAACAGAGAGAAGUGGCCGACUGGUUGACUCUAGAAAUGAAGGACUUUGUCAACUACAUCUCUCCUUCAAGCGAAGAGAUUGUCACGAGGAACCUCGUGAUCAACACGCUAAAGACGGAAAUUUCCAAAUUUUGGCCCGGCACUGAAACACACGUUUUCGGGUCAUCAGCCACAGACUUGUAUCUACCUGGGUCUGAUAUCGAUAUGGUGGUGAUCUCCAGUGCCGGCGACUACGAAAAUAGAUCACGGUUGUACCAGCUAUCCUCAUUUCUCAAAGCGAAAAAGCUCGCCAAAAACAUGGAGGUGAUUGCCGGCGCCAAGGUGCCGAUCAUCAAAUUCGUUGACCCUCAUUCCGAGCUUCACAUCGACAUCUCGUUUGAACGAACCAAUGGCCUCGAUGCAGCCAGGCGAAUACGAAAGUGGUUGGUGUCGACCCCUGGCUUACGAGAGUUGGUCUUGGUUGUCAAGCAGUUUUUGCGGUCGAGAAAGUUGAACAAUGUGCACGUGGGCGGACUUGGAGGUUAUGCCACGAUCAUCAUGUGUUAUCAUUUCUUGAGGCUACAUCCCAAGGUUUCUACGGGUACAAUGCGCUCUUCGGAUAACUUGGGGGUGCUAUUGAUUGAAUUUUUCGAGCUAUACGGGCGCAAUUUCUCCUACGACAACUUGAUCAUUUCCUUGGACUCGACAACUGACGAGCCGCGCUAUUUGCAAAAAGACCGAUACUCAGUGUUGAACACUGCAAGAAACACUUUUGCCAUCGUCAUUCAAGAUCCAGCUGAUGCUCAUAAUAACAUAACCAGGUCCUCUUACAAUCUCCGGGACUUGAAAAAGGCGUUUGGAGGAGCAUACCAGUUGUUGGUUGCCAAAUGCUACGAGUUGCAUGGAGCUUCGUAUAAGGCACGAUUGAACCAGCUGAUUUUGGGUGACAUUAUCAAGUUCAAGGGCAAAGAGAGGCAUUUCAGAGACGAGCGGCAUUUGGUCGUCAACGAGGCGCUCGUGAGCCAUGAAGAGUACGCGGUUAGGACAAAAACAGGAGACAAUAACGAGUUUUAUUUUUCAGACAUGACCAGCGAAGAGGAGUACUCGCCAACGUUGGCCUCCGUCAAUUCAGCAACAAAACUGCCCACUCCAGCCAAAGCCAAAACCGUAGCUCCAACCCCGCUCACGAAUAAAGCGAAGGACACCAAGAAGUUGGUUGAGUCCUUUUUGAGCUUGGAAAAGUCGGAGAAUGAGGAUGAGGAUGAACCUAAAUCUGAAUCUCAGUCUGACUCUGACCAUGACCUGAAAUCUUUGCUGCGAUCAAAGCCCAAGAGUUCGCUAGACAAGGAUACCAAGAGAGAUUACUGGCGCCAAAAAGGUUUAGAUCUAUAG
Molecule: messenger RNA, 1926 nt
Organism: Lodderomyces beijingensis
Lineage: Eukaryota; Fungi; Ascomycota; Pichiomycetes; Serinales; Debaryomycetaceae
Source: the annotation of a GenBank genome assembly